UAGGGAAGAUUAACCCGCCUACGCACAGGGAUGAGGAAGCAAUUAGGAUCUGCCAAAAAUCGCGAGCGACGCACACGCCAUGCGCGUACGACGAGAUGGAUGGAUAUAUACAGACGAGGCGAGACGGAGCGGCGGCGGCGAGGCUUCUUAGGCUCACCGGAUGGUCUUCCCACUCGCUCGCUCGCUCCCCCACAUCAUCAUCCUGUUCCCGUCCACCGGAAGUGGACUUUCCCCAAUACGGACUCGCUCCACCACCACCACCACCUCCUCCUCCUCCGCCUCUUCUUCUUCUUCUUCUUCUUCCACAGUCCCACACGCUUUCCGUUCCUCCCCACCUCCCGCCGCGACUCCGCCCACGCCAUGGAGGUGUCCAACCAGGCGUCCUGGCCCGACGACUUCCUCUGCCCCAUCUCGCUCGAGGUCAUGACGGACCCCGUCAUCCUCCCCUCCGGCCACACCUUCGAGCGCCGCAGCAUCCAGCGCUGGCUCGACGGGGGCCACCGGACCUGCCCCGUCACCAACCUGCCUCUCCCCCCUGACCCCACGCUCAUCCCCAACCACGCGCUGCGCCGCCUCAUAGCGGCCGUUUCCGUUUCCCCGGCGGCCGUGUCCGCGGACAAGGUCCUCGCGGGGGACUGCCAGGAGCAAGGGGUGGCGCCGCCGUCGUCCUCCUCCGUCUUGGGGAUGCUCAGGCUGGCCAAGUCUGGGCCGGCCGGCCGGAGGGAGGUGCUGGAGUCCGGCGCGGUCGCGGUGCUGCUCCAGCACGCCGCCGCGGGGGACGAGGCGGCGGCCAGGGCGCUCCUGUAUCUCAGCCUCGACGGCGACGACGCGCGCGUCGGCCUCGUGGCGGACGGCGCCGUCGACGCGCUCUGCGCGGCCGUGUCCGCCGGCGGCGCGGCCGCCGCCCACGCGGCUACGGCGCUGACGAGCCUCGCCACCGUGGGCGUCAACAAGUGCACCAUCGGGGCGCAUCCCUCUGCCGUCCCGGCGCUGUCCAGGCUCCUCUGGCGCGGCGGCGCGCGGGAGCGCCGUGAGGCCGCGACAACCCUGUACGAGCUCUGCAAGCUGCCCGAGAACCGCCGCCGCACGGUGCGCGCCGGGGCCGCGCCGGCGCUCGUCGAGCUGGCCGCCAAUGGCUCUGCCCGCGCCGUCGAGGUGCUCGGUCUCCUCGCCAAGAACCGCGAGGGCCGCCACGACCUGUCCAGAAUCCCGGACAUCGUGGCCGUGCUCUGCACUGUCGCCGGCAGCGGCAACGCCCGUGCAAUCGACCAGGCCCUGGUCGUCCUCAACUGGAUUUGCUCCGAGAGCAACGAAUUGGCAAUGGAGGCAAUCAAGCUGGGAGCUUUCCAGCUCUGUGAGGCUCUGGUGAACGACGACAACUGCAAGAUUGCCAAGAACGCGGUGGAAUUAGCCCGGACACUCGAGAAAGCUUAGCAUUCAGACAUCCAAAUAUCAAAUUUAUCAGAAUUUUGAUUCGGUAUUGGCCUCAGUGUACAAAGGUAGAAACAGCAAAGGUGAAUUUUUGUCUUCUCUUUUUCUUUUGUAGCAGAGCUGGAAAUGGAAAGGGGAAAAAAAUAAGCAGAAUUAGUUUGUGUUUAUAAAACAUGGUUCAUGAACUGCUCUGGGGGCUGCCCGAUGGGAGUCCGAAUUCGAAAUCAUCCAGUCUGAAAUGUCACAAGUAUGAUGCAUCUGAUCAAGUGUCUAGUGCUAUCAAGUAGCUCCAUUGCAAAUGAUCCUAUUUCAGUCUAUCUUGUGUGCCAUAGUUUCCUAUGAGGAGGAUUGUAUUGCGUGUAUCUGCCUAUCAUCCCCUUGUGAUGUGAUAUAAGACAACAAAUGAAAUUUUCAUUUAAUAGAAGUACAAAGGUGUGGAUUCUUGCU
Messenger RNA from Triticum aestivum (bread wheat), 1878 nucleotides. RefSeq names its product U-box domain-containing protein 8. Gene Ontology annotation, molecular function: ubiquitin-protein transferase activity. The transcript has a single exon. The record is from RefSeq and is a predicted model, not a curated record. The coding region runs from base 31 to 1434 and encodes 467 amino acids. Lineage: Eukaryota; Viridiplantae; Streptophyta; Magnoliopsida; Poales; Poaceae. Gene Ontology annotation, biological process: protein ubiquitination.